AUGAGGCUACUAAACGCCAAGACCCUCCUACUAAAAGACUUCGUAGGCGACGAGGCCGUCCCCCGCUACGCAAUCCUCUCCCACACCUGGGGCACAGACGAGCUCUCGCUGCAAGAAUGGAACGAGGAGACGAGCAAGAAAGCCAAGACCGGGUACACGAAAAUAAAGUAUUGCUGCGACCAGGCGCUCAGCGAUGGGAUAGAGUGGGCGUGGAUUGAUACAUGCUGUAUCGACAAGUCCAGCAGCGCAGAGUUAUCAGAAGCCAUCAAUUCUAUGUUCAGAUGGUACCAAAACGCCGUAAGAUGCUACGCCUACCUGUUCGACGUGCCAGGGCACGUGAACCCUGCCCUCGACCCCUCAGAGCUUGCACGUAGCCGGUGGUUCAAGCGCGGCUGGACGCUGCAAGAACUGCUCGCGCCCAAAAACCUCAUCUUCUUCUCCAGCACAUGGCGACGGAUCGGCACCAAAGAAGAGCUCUACGGUCCUUUAGCGACCAUCACCGGCAUCGAGCCAGAGAUUUUACAGGGCGAGGAUUUACAAGCCGUCAGCGUCGCAACGAGGAUGUCCUGGGCCGCGAAACGAGAAACGACCCGCACAGAAGACAUGGCCUAUUGUCUGCUCGGAAUCUUCGAUAUUAACAUGCCCUUACUAUACGGCGAAGGCAAGAGAGCGUUCUUCCGCCUCCAAGAAGAGAUUUUGAAAGCCAAUUCCGACCAAUCCAUCUUCGCCUGGGGU
Mollisia scopiformis is the source of this 735-nucleotide messenger RNA. Its product is annotated as HET-domain-containing protein. Lineage: Eukaryota; Fungi; Ascomycota; Leotiomycetes; Helotiales; Mollisiaceae. The record is from RefSeq and is a predicted model, not a curated record. The annotation marks the transcript as partial. The transcript has 2 exons.